Messenger RNA from Orbilia oligospora ATCC 24927, 1722 nucleotides. RefSeq lists its product as uncharacterized. Gene Ontology annotation, biological process: proteolysis. The coding region runs from base 1 to 1722 and encodes 573 amino acids. Gene Ontology annotation, molecular function: aspartic-type endopeptidase activity. The transcript has a single exon. The record is from RefSeq and is a predicted model, not a curated record. Gene Ontology annotation, cellular component: fungal-type vacuole. NCBI's taxonomy places the organism in Eukaryota, Fungi, Ascomycota, Orbiliomycetes, Orbiliales, Orbiliaceae.
AUGCAUAUCGUUUCUUCUAUCUCCUUGGCUACGGCCAUUACCAUAUCUCCAUUUACUACUUUAGUCAGCGGUCUGGUUUUCCCACGAAGGGCAGACCCCGGAGAAAUUGCUUCCCAUGAACAGAUUGCACCGGUGCAAGUACCACUCUAUCACCUUCGCAAACCUAGUUGGUUCGCUCCCAUAUUGAACCCGCGAUAUAAGACUGGUCUAAUGACUAGUCCCACCAAUGGAAAUUCUACCGUUCCCGGUCAACCACUACAAACUUCAAACGCCUCAGAAAUAUCUAAUGAGUAUCAUAGCCAAAAUAUCACUUUCGUUGAUGGCAUGAGUUAUUACUUACCGGUGACAAUCGGUGAGCAAGAGCUCAAAUUGAUUAUCGAUACUGGGAGUAGUGACACCUGGGCCGUAUCCCCACUUUUCGACUGUAUUGCUCCUGAUGGGAAAUACCCACCGGCUUUACGCAGGUGCGGGUUCGGCAAUGAGUUCAAUCCUUUGGAAUCUCCUUCAUUCCAGUAUCUCAACCAAACUAAUGGCUCAUUUGCGGUUGGCUAUGCAGAUGGCAGCUACGCAAAGGGCGUCAUUGGCCAAGAUAUUGUGAAUAUUUCUGGUAUUCUUGUCAACCAAACGAUCGGCUUAGCGAACAUAGUAAGAUGGAACGGCGAUGAAAUAACCAGCGGGAUUCUUGGACUAGGGUAUCCUGGAAGCAUCCCAUCCGCUCCAGGCCAUAUGCCGUACGAUUGGCUUCCAAAAGGGGGUGGUAGCCCUCGCGACCCACUUGCCGGAUCCCAAGUGGAUAUUAACUUCGACUGUCACGCCGCAUACCCAUCUUUUAUCGAGUCUAUGGCCGCGCAAGGUCAUAACCCACUUUUUAGCGUCAAUUUGAUGGAAACAAGACAUGAUUUCGGCGGGCAUGGGGGCCAUCCUCAAGGAGGGGGCUCCAUAUCAUUUGGUGGAAUACCACAUGUUAAACAUCUUGGGCUACCAUUUGCGAAAGCAAAAAUGAACCCGAGAUUCAACAAAUCAAAUUGUCCUUCGGAUAUACGACAGAUCGGUUAUGAAUUCGAGAUCGAUGCGGUUCUUGAUGGUGAUACCAUUAUAUCUACCACAAAAAGUAUUGCGAAAAUUGAUACAGGAGCUUCGGUCAUGGCCUUCCCCUCUUGGUUGUAUCAAGAGUUUUGGAAAAGAGUGUAUCCGACACCACCUCUAGGAAGCGCUAUGGGAGGUGGCCGGGCAUGGAGAAUCAUGUGCAACGCAACAAUGCCAGACCUUGCAUUCGACAUUGGUGGAGUUGCUAUCAAGCUUGAUCGCAAUCAGUUGAUAAGAGCGCAAGUUCCAGACUUUAUGGAUGAACUUCCAGAUUCAGAAGAGAUGUGUUCUAUGAACAUUAUAUCAAACUUCUGGAGCGAUGAUAUUCUUCUUGGUGUUCCCUUCUUGCAUGGCGCUCUAGCAGUUUAUGACUUGAACAACAAAGAGAUUAGGAUUGCAAAGAAAUUCUCUUCAGAUCCCUUCCAUAUUCCGGUUUGGUCAGACAAAGUAUCAUCGGCCGGGCUCAUCGACCAUCCACCACCUGGUGGAAAUACCACGGACAUACCUAGAAAGUGGCCUGGAUAUCAAACUCAUACUGGGACUGACCCCGUCACAUCAACUUCGAUUCGUGUUAUUUCAAUUAAUGGCAACGAACCAAAGGCUACACCGACUCCAUCGGCUACAACUAUACAGUAA